This is a messenger RNA of Paramecium primaurelia, 1047 nucleotides long. NCBI's taxonomy places the organism in Eukaryota, Ciliophora, Oligohymenophorea, Peniculida, Parameciidae. The record is from the annotation of a GenBank genome assembly.
AUGUAAAAAGGUUUAUUAACAAUAUUAGCCUUAGCAUUGCUAGCUGGUACAACCUUAUUGAAUAAUUCUUAAAAUAUAGAAUCAACAUCCUUUUUGGAGGACAAAUUAAUGAAGGAAUACUAAAUGUGGUAAUAGGAACAUGGAAAAAGAUACUCUACAUUUGAAAAUACACACAGAUUUGGAAUAUUUAAACAAAAUUAUGCUUAUGUUUAAGAACAUAAAAAAAGAUUUGAAGCUGGAUUAGAAACAUAUGAACUUGGUAUGAACAAUUUUGCUGAUAUCUCUGUUGAAGAGUUUGAAGCUAAAUACUUAAACUUCAAAGCAUCUAAUAAAUAUUAAUCUGAUUAAAUCUUUAGAGGAGAAGGUAGAUAAAUUCCAGAUAGUGUUGACUUAAGAAAUGAUGGUCUUGUAGGUCCAGUUUAAAAUUAAGGAAGUUGUGGAUCAUGUUGGGCAUUUUCUGCUGUAGGUGCUUUGGAAACUGCUUUGAGAUAGAGUGGAGCAACAACUGUGGAAUUAUCUGAAUAAGAACUUGUUGAUUGUGUAAAAGGAGGAGAAUAUGACAGUGACGGUUGUAAUGGAGGUUUUAUGUUUGAAAGUUUUGAUUAUGCCUCAAAGUAUGGAAUUGCUAUCAAAUCAGAAUACACUUAUGUUGCUGUAGCUUAAGAGUGUUAAUCUAAAAAGACUAAAACUAGAUAUUAAUUCAAUGGUUAUGUUGAAGUUGAAUCACUUAAUUCUUAAGCUUAUCUUGAAGCUGCAUCUCAACAUGCUCUUUCUGUUGGUGUCAAUGCAAGAGGAAUUAAUUUCUAAUUAUAUAGAAAGGGUAUCUUUUCAUCAGUAUGUGAUGGAAAAGUUGAAUCACUUAAUCAUGCAAUUGUUAAUGUUGGAUAUGCAUCAGAUUAUUAUUUACUUAAAAAUUCAUGGGGACUUUCUUGGGGAGAAGCUGGAUUUAUUAGAUUUGCCAGAAUAGCAGAUAAAGUUGGACAAUGUGGUGUUCAUUAGGAUGUAACUUAUCCAAUCUAUAAAAAGAAUUCAGCUGUUAUUUAAUGA